AUGUCAGCGGGAGCAGCGCAGCCGACCCGGAACAAAGAUGGGAUACCAUUGUGGGAUGGAGACCCAUCCUCUUACACGGAGUUCGCAGAAGCAGCGAGGCUGUACGAACAGUCCGUGGAACCUCACAAAAGAGCACAAGCAGGUCCGAGGAUAGCGGCAGAGCUAUCCGGUGCAGCCAGGAGAUACGUGAUCGGCCAGCCGGCAGACUGGCUGUCGUACCAGGGCGGAGUUGACCGUCUACUUGAGCACUUACGAGUGGGGCUUGGACAGCCUCGCAUCAUGGAGGUCACGGAGCACCUCAACAAGUACUUCAAGGCGAGCCGGCGGAAGAACGGCGAGACGAUCAACGAGUACCUGGCCAGGAAGAAUGAAAUCUACCUGAGGGCGCAACAAGCACUCCAACGAGUACUACCACACCAGACGGCAGGAAAGCCCAAGGCGGAGACCUACCGCUGGGAGAACCCAGCGUAUGGGAGCACCACAUGGAGCCGAAGAACAUCCAUAGAGUCCCAGGCCGAGCCGACCGAGGACGAUCCCACGGACGAGAGCACGACCACGGGCGGCACCAACAACUACGGCUGGGGUGAUGCGGCAUGGGGCCGCGGAUCUCAGCAGGGAGCAUGGUCCAGCUACGAUGGCUGGCAGAAUGCUUGGAGCUGGAGUGGUUGGUCAGAGUGGGACUGGCGUUCUACAUGGAAGCCGCCGACAACGUCAGUGUUGCCAGAACUUCUACCGGAUUUUGUCCAAGGCUGGAUUCUGCUGCAUGACGCCAAUCUUGAUCAGCAAGAGCGGAAUUUGAUUCAGACUGCAGCGGGAGACAACUACAGCGUCGCCUCCAUCAGCCAGGCUCUCCGAGCUCAAUUUCCUGAAGGUGAACUACGACGACGAGAUCAAGGUCGACGCCAUCAAGGACUUUUGGGAGAUUGGGAGGGUGAUGAAGGCGAGAACGGCGAGGACAUUCCGGAAGUGGAGUUCGGGAUGAACGCGGAGGAGGCCCUGACCGAGGAAGGCUUCGCGAUCUGGAGCUCAGCACGCGAAGAUUAUGCCAGUGCCAUGGUGCAGGGCGAUCCGGACCGUCUACUUCUACGGCAAGACCACGAGAUGACUCCGGCCUCACGUGUUUGGCCUGUGGCAAGAUCGGCCAUCGGGCAGCCAACUGCCCAAAUCCCAAAGGCUUCGGCCAACGCCGUGCUACAAGAGGAGGCCCCCUUCGUCAUGUACGUGGAUACCCAGGAGGGCGAGAGCGCAUGGAGUAGUGGACCAGUGACUACCACGGCGACCGCCGUGGAGCAAGGGAAGUGCGUGAUCGAUUCCGGGGCCACCAAGAGCCUGGGGUCGACCUAUGCCCUCGAGCGCCUUAUGGCCUGCAACAUCAAGGCCAAGGGCACAGCGGCAGUUCAUGGAGUCGACCAGCAUGACCGGCCUACGUUCGGAUUUGGCAACUCCAGUUCGGAUCGUUGCCUCUCGACCGUAACGAUGGCUUUGCAGGCGCAAGGCCAGCCAGGCCAGAUGAAGAUUCAUGCCCUUGAUCGUGGACAAGGCCCGGUGCUCCUCUCGAUUGACGCGUUGAGAAGGAUGGGAGCACAAAUAGAUUUUGCAAACGAUCUGAUGGUCCUGGGAAAACUCCACAAGAAACGCAUCAUCAAACUCGAGAGGUCUGCAACAGGCCACCAAGUGAUGUCGCUGUCCGACGACCUGUACAAGAAUUCCUGUGAGGUAGAUCGUGAAGUUCCAAUGCUGAGUGAUUUUAUGCCAAAACCAACAGAUGUACUCGGUGAUCCUCCUGAACAGCGUGAAGGCUCACAGUGUCCCUCCGUAGAGAACUCCCCGCGGCAGAAACAUGGCCAGUCCCAAACUAACGAGCUUCGCGAGCGUCUCGAGAAGCUUGGCGAGUCUCCACCCAAGCGCUGGACGAAGAUCGAACUGCUUCAGCGCAUCGAGGAGAUCACGGGAGAGAACCUGGGAGUUCUGGCCAAGACCAAGCGCGAGGAGUCCGAGUACCAGCGCAUGGUGAAGGACUUGAACCGAGCCAGUCGGCUCAAGGCAGAUCUGGUGAAGUUUUGCCAGACCGAGCUGGGAUACGACCCCGGCUACAACCUGACAAUUGCACAGAUCAAGCGAGAGGCGAUGCUGAGGGUGUACGACAAGGCCUUGCCGGACCCGACGGACGCGGUGGGCUUCGGACGCCACUGCAGUCUCAGCUACGAGGAGGUCAAGAGCUCACAUCCUCAGUACUGCACUUGGGUUGUCAAGACAGCCCAGGAGGGAGAAUGCGAUCCGCGACUACGCCGACUGGCUGGAUGGUUGGGCAACAGCCCAGCCGAGGUGAGCCAAGCCCGCACCGAGUUCCAGAAGAACAUCGUGGAGAAGAAGGGGAUUCAGAACAAGGGCUAUGCAGAACCACCACCCAGUCCUCGCGGAGCUACGAACAAGGCAGCGGCAAGUGUCGCAGCAUCAUCGGCCAGUGGCAGUCGUGUCACUGUGGGGAGUGCCCAGCUACAGGAGCUCCUCGAGACCAUGCAGUACUUGAAGGAGGAAGUGUCGACUUUGAAGGAGGAGCGCCCUCGGAAGAAGGGCACCAUCGAGGACGCCGAGAGCUCAUCGACCCAGAGCUACACCAUGGAGUCAUAUGAGAUGGUUCCAAAGAUUUUUGAAGGAUUGGUGGCCCAUGAGCGGCCAGCUCUCAUGGAGAUUGCGUGUUCUCCAGACAGCCUACUGGCAGCCACGGUACAAGGGAUGUGCCAGAGUGAAAAAGCAGCAAGUCGUUGUGCAGCGUGGAACGAUUGUGAUUUGAGCACGGCAAAGGGAGUCGCACUUGUGAUGCAGAGAUUACAGCAUGAAAGGCCACGCCACGUGUGGCUCAGCCCAUAUUGUGGUCCUUAUUCCCCACUGCAAAACGUUAACCAGCGCACGGCCCAACAGUGUGACGAUUUGAAACAGAAGCGGAAAGCUGCCCUGAAGAUGUACUUAGGUGCGGUCAGCGUUGCGCAUGCAUGCUGGCAAAUGGGCAUACAUUUCACGUGGGAAUGGGCUGAACAUAGCAAUGCGUGGAGAUUGCCCCUCAUGCAGCGUUUGAUCAAGAAGUGUAACCUCUACUCUGCUGUGGUCAAGGGCUGUAGAGUGAAUCUGCGACAGGCUAAGGACGACCGGUUGAAGAAUGGCAUCGUGCCCAGGACCCCAGUCAAGAAGAGCGCCCGAACACAGCCAACAGGUACCAACUUCGUUGCUGAGGCUUGGUGGUCCACAGUCUCCGACAAAGCUUACGGCGAGGAGUCAGCAUUCUGGGCAAGCAAGGACGCGGCUGUGGAAGUCGAGAUCCCCCUACCUGAAAGUAAGAAGGGACAGCAGCUAAUGAUGUCUGACAUGACGGCGUACCUAGUCAGCAACUUGCGUCGUAGGGCUGUUGAGGUUAGUGAAAAGAGGUUGGGUGAAGAGGAAAGAAAGGCUUUUGGAGAGGCCAAGGCGGUUGAGGUUCGCAACUUUAUUGCUGCGGAAGCCUUCGAAACCAUUCCUCCUCAUAUGAGACCACCAAAAGAAGCGGCAAUCGGGAUGAGGUGGCUACUUACAUGGAAAGUUCGUGAUGACGGAACAGUCAAGCCGAAAGCCCGGGCAAUAUUGCUCGGAUAUCAAGACCCGAGCUACGAACAUCGAGCCACCACGGCUCCUGUUAUGACGAGGUUGUCACGCCAACUCUUUCUUCAAUUGUCAGCGAACCAGUCAUGGAAAGUCUGGAAAGGAGAUGUGACUGGAGCCUUCCUUCAAGGAAGGGCAUAUCCGGACAAGCUUUACUGUAUACCCUGUGAUGAGGUAUGUGAUGCCAUGAACAUUGAGCGUGGAAGCGUCACGCGCUUGAGAAAGGCUUGCUACGGAUUGGUAGAUGCGCCAUUGGAGUGGUAUAGAACCAUAUCAGAGUUUUUCGAGACGAUUGGUCUAGAGAGAUCAUGGUCCGAUCCGUGCAUGUGGUUGUGGCGUCCUGAAGGGAAGCUUCGAGGAUGUAUUUCCGGACAUGUUGAUGAUUUUCUGUUUGGAGGCAGUGAACAAGAUGCUGGCUGGCAAGAUAUCUUAAAACAGAUUCGUGAAAGAUUCAAGUGGUCCGAGUGGGAAGCCGAUCGGUUUGUGCAGUGCGGAGUACAGAUCGAGCAGUGCAAAGAGGGAUUUAAACUGUCGCAGAGUAAGUAUGUGGAGACCAUCAAGGAGAUUCCUCUAAGCUCGGGACGCCGCCGAGAAAAGCAUCAGGAGACAACGGACCGGGAAAAGUCCCAGCUCAGAGCUCUCCUGGGAGCCAUUAGCUGGCACGCUCAACAGGUUGCCGCGCACUUCUCAGCCUCAGUUAGCCUACUUUUGUCUGAGGUUGCCCAGAGUACUGUUUCAACCAUCAUGGAUGCUAACCAGUUGCUGAACCAGGUCCGAGCCCAGAAAGACCAUGUUUUAGUGAUCCACAAAUUUCCUCCUGAAGAAGAGUUGUGCAUGUUGGCCUGGGUGGAUGCCUCCAACCAGAACCGAGCAGACGGGCGAAGUCGGCAAAAUAAGCUUGGUGGCUUGGCAUUCCAACAAGGAGUGAUUGUGACGGAUUCGCGAAAUGUGUAUGACAAGCUUCGGACCGAAGUUGUGACCUUGAAAGGCGCAGGCCAUGAACUCUCUCUCUUCUACAAGAUGGGUGGCCAAUGGCGCAUCGUUGAAGAUGAGAACAUGCGGAAGAACUGA
This is a messenger RNA of Symbiodinium sp. CCMP2592, 4704 nucleotides long. The record is from the annotation of a GenBank genome assembly. NCBI's taxonomy places the organism in Eukaryota, Dinophyceae, Suessiales, Symbiodiniaceae.